AUGAUGCCUUGCGUGCAGGCUGUUGGGAGCAUCACGAGAUACAGCAUGGGGGCAAAGAACUCGAAGAAUGAGGACACGGUAGAGCAAGGGGCAGAGCCACCGCCAUCUCCUGUGCCGAAGGGGGCGGUCAACCGCCGCAGACGCUGCAGUGUCAGCGCAGAAGUGGACGCAUCUAAGGCACCCCGCGUCAAGAAGGUAGUUCCCAAGACCGAUGCGCAGCUGAAGGACAUCGAGAAGGCUAUCAGCAGAUGCUUCCUGUUUUCCUCGCUAUGUGAAGCUCAGCGCAAGGAGGUGGUUGACUCCAUGGAGGAACGGAGGUAUCAGUCGGGCGACGCUGUCAUCGAGGAGGGGGGGCCCGGGGACUUCUUUUACGUCACGGGCUCGGGCGAGCUCGAGGUGUUCAUCGCGGGGAAGAACAACGAUGAGCCCCUCCGCACGCUCAAGUCCGGCGACGCCUUUGGCGAACUUGCCCUCAUGUACAACUCCCCUCGCACAGCCACCGUCAAGGCGGUGACGGGGUGCUUGGUUUGGGCGCUGGAUCGCACAACAUUCCGGCACACCAUCCUUGAGGCUGGGCAGCAGCGCCGCCAGAAAUACGAGGUCUUCCUCGCCAACGUAGAAAUCCUGAAGCGCGCGAACCUCAGCGCGACGGACAUCGCGCAGCUAGCGGAUGCCGUGGAGCCCAUCGCUUUUGCCGAUGGUGACACGAUAAUCAAGGAGGGCGAUGACGACCGGAGCCUGUUCAAGUUUUACAUCGUGGAGGACGGGGAGGCCAGGGCGUACGUGCAUGAGGACGGGGAAGAAGUGCUCAUGAGCCAUCUGCACCCGGGUGACCAUUUUGGGGAGAAGGCCUUGGUCGAAAAAACACCCCGGACGGCCACCGUGAAAGCCCACGGCCCCCUCAAGUGCGCCGCCCUCAGCAUCGCUGGUUUUGAGCGGCUCAUGGAAGAGCGCGGGGUUGGGCCAACAAAUAUUGCCCGGGGGUUCAAUGAUCGGGGGACACAAAAGCGACGAAUGGAGGUUGUGGGGUGA
Ectocarpus siliculosus is the source of this 1032-nucleotide messenger RNA. The record is from the annotation of a GenBank genome assembly. NCBI's taxonomy places the organism in Eukaryota, Phaeophyceae, Ectocarpales, Ectocarpaceae.